AUGCGUAACGAUAUUUAUCAAAAAAGAAAUCAGGCACGAGAAACAGAAGAAGAGAGGAAGGAAGAAGUUACAAAGUCAAAAGAACAGUUGGAAGCUGAAAAACGUGCUAUUUUAGAACAACGUAUACAACCAUUGAAUAUUGGUGGUUUUAAUGCUGAUCAAUUAACGAAUAAAGCUAAAGAAUUACACGAUCUUAUCUGUCGAUUAGAGGGUGAUAUUUAUGAUUUAUCACAACGUUUCACAUGA
Messenger RNA from Schistosoma spindalis, 246 nucleotides. NCBI's taxonomy places the organism in Eukaryota, Metazoa, Platyhelminthes, Trematoda, Strigeidida, Schistosomatidae. The record is from the annotation of a GenBank genome assembly.